This is a messenger RNA of Aspergillus uvarum CBS 121591, 2028 nucleotides long. Its product is annotated as tRNA modification GTPase. The record is from RefSeq and is a predicted model, not a curated record. Bases 1 to 2028 code for a protein of 675 amino acids. Gene Ontology annotation, biological process: tRNA wobble uridine modification; tRNA methylation. The transcript has 2 exons. NCBI's taxonomy places the organism in Eukaryota, Fungi, Ascomycota, Eurotiomycetes, Eurotiales, Aspergillaceae. Gene Ontology annotation, molecular function: GTPase activity; GTP binding; protein binding. Gene Ontology annotation, cellular component: mitochondrion; cytoplasm.
AUGCGCGGAUUCAAUCUUCGAACCCUGCGGUGGGCUGCAGCCGCUCGCCCAUCGUUGCCGGUGCGGAAUCGAGCUGUUUCGUCGAGACGCUCUCCGGCACCACUGCUACUAUUAAAUCCAUCACCACGCCGCUGCUUCUCAGCCUGUCGCCCGAAUUUCUCACUCUUUGAUGCCGACUCAACAAUCUAUGCCCUCUCCACCGCUCCCGGGCGAGCCGCUAUCGCCGUCGUGCGAGUAUCUGGCCCAGCAUGCGUGCAGAUAUACAAUGCUCUCUGCCCCUCCGCGCCCCUCCCCCGUGCCCGUCACGCCGUUGUCCGCACGCUCUACGAUCCCCUCCAACCUCCAUCCUCGAACACCAUCCUCGACGCCGCAGCCUUGGUGCUCUUCUUCCCCGGCCCCCGAACCGUGACCGGAGAAGACGUGCUCGAGCUGCACUUGCACGGAGGUCCCGCGAUCGUUAAGUCCGUGUUGACGGCGAUCGCAAACGUCAACCCGUCUUCAUCCUCGUUACCUUCCUCCUCACCGUCUCCAACCACAACCACAACAACACAUCCGAAGAGUCCCCAAGUCCUCCUUGAGACCCCCCCCAGAAGCGGGGCAGCCGGAGGAAUUGAAAAAGGAGGAGGAGAAGGAGGGGGAAUCAUCCGCUACGCCGAGCCCGGCGAAUUCACGCGCCGGGCCUUCCUUAACAACCGCCUGGACCUGCCCCAGAUCGAAGCGCUGGGGGAGAUCCUGCACGCGGAGACGGAACAGCAACGACGGAUUGCCGUGCGCGCGGCGAGCAGCAGCAGCGGCAGUGGUCCCGACGGGGCCGGCGCGCUGUCGCAACGCUACGAGCAGUGGCGGCAUCAGUUGCUGUACGCGCGCGGCGAGCUGGAGGCGCUGAUCGACUUCGCCGAGGACCAGCAUUUCGACGAAUCGCCGCGCCAGCUGGUCGGGUCCGUGGGUCGGCAGGUGCGCGCCCUCCAGGCGCAGAUCCGGCUGCACAUCGGGAACGCCGCCAAGGGGGAGUUGCUGCGCAGCGGGAUCCGCGUCGCGUUGCUGGGCGCUCCGAACGCCGGCAAGAGCUCCUUGCUGAAUCGGGUCGUGGGCCGGGAGGCCGCUAUUGUGAGUACCGAGGAAGGUACCACCAGGGAUAUCGUCGAUGUUGGGGUGGAUGUUGGGGGUUGGUUUGUGCGGCUGGGUGAUAUGGCGGGUAUCCGGUCGGAGGAUGUUGGGGAGGAUGAUGGAGAGGGGAGGAGCUCGGCUGCGCGGAAUGUGGUGAUCGGAGCGGUGGAGAAAGAGGGGAUCCGGAGGGCCAAGGCUAGGGCGUUGGAGUCGGAUGUGGUCGUCGUGGUCGUCUCUUUGGAGGCGGAGCAGCAGCAGCAGCAGCAGCAGCAGCAGCAGGCAGGCAGUGCGGGCAGUGCGAGUGCUUCAGCUUCACGGUUGGCAGUGGAACGAGAGGUCGUUGAUGCGGCGAAUGAGUGCGCGCGCGCCGGCCGCUGUGUCGUUGUCGCGAUCAACAAGUGUGAUCGGCUGCCCGGCCUGGAUCGCCUCCCGGAUCAACUGCUUGCCACCGUCCGCACGCUGUUCCCUGCUGUGCCGGCCCGGCGCGUCUUCGGGAUCUCCUGCCUGGAUGCCCGCCGGGAGACGGGCUCCGUAUCUGGCCCGGCGGGGCACGAUCCGGGCCAUAUCCAGCGCUUUCUCCAGGGGUUGAUCGCUACCUUUGAGGAACUGGCCUCCCCGACGGGCAUCGAGGAGGAUGCCAACGGUCAGUACGACCGCUCCUACUGGGAGGAUUCCCUGGGGGUCACCCACCGACAGAGCUCGAACCUACAACGCUGCCUGGAGGAUCUCGACGCCUUCAUGAUCCAGACUCAAUCAUCGAACCACGACCACCACCAGCUUACACCCGAGUCCGACGAGGAGGUCGACAUCGUCACCGCAGCAGAGCACCUCCGUUCCGCUGCCGAUGCCCUGGCCAAGAUCACGGGUAAAGAUGAGAGUGGCGACGUGGAGGACGUCCUAGGGGUGGUCUUCGAAAAGUAA